Diaporthe batatas is the source of this 1308-nucleotide messenger RNA. RefSeq lists its product as uncharacterized. The coding region runs from base 1 to 1308 and encodes 435 amino acids. NCBI's taxonomy places the organism in Eukaryota, Fungi, Ascomycota, Sordariomycetes, Diaporthales, Diaporthaceae. The record is from RefSeq and is a predicted model, not a curated record. The transcript is spliced from 3 exons. Gene Ontology annotation, biological process: 3-(3-hydroxy)phenylpropionate catabolic process. Gene Ontology annotation, molecular function: 3-(3-hydroxyphenyl)propionate hydroxylase activity; FAD binding.
AUGUCACCAACGGAGAGACAUUUCGUUAUCGUCGUCGGCGCUGGCCCUUCAGGCCUUCUUUUGACAUUGUUGUUGGCCCAGGCAAAUAUACCUGUUCUCUUGGUCGAGAAAGGAGCCAAGCUGGACGAACAGCCCAGAGCCACUCACUAUGGGCCACCAGCUAUGAGCGUAUUGAACCGUGCCGGGGUGGUUGACGCGAUGGCAAGCAUCGGUUUCCACCCGCAAUCUGUCUGCUGGCGAACGCUCCAGAACGAACGCCUGGCCGGAAUUGACCACAGCGGCACAAUGGACGACCCGGACAAGAUGGUGUGCUUGCCUUUGAACCAGCUCGGCAAAGUCUUAUUAGAGCAUAUUCUGAGGUACCCGUGCGCCACGAUUCUUUGGGGCCAUGAGGCCACGAGUAUCCGCGAUGAGAAUGGCACUGGAGUCAUAGAGUUCGACACUGUCGAUGGCAAGAAGGAGUUUCGCGCCUCAUACGUCGUUGGCUGUGACGGAGCCAACAGCAAGAUCAGACGGCUUUUAUUUGGAGACGAGGGGUUUCCUGGGAAGACUUGGGACGUUCAGGUUGUGGCCACAAAUGUAUACUACGAUUUCCACAGGUUUGGUUACGAAGAUGCCAACUUCAUCAUUGAUCCGGAACACUGGUAUAUGGCCUCACGAAUCACCAGAGAUGGCAUGUGGCGUGUCAGCUAUGGCGAGAGUGCUGGCAUGACCAGGGAGCAACUACUGGCCCGUCAGCCUAAGAAAUGGAAGGACAUGCUUCCUGGCUCGCCUGAUCCUGCAGACUAUAAAAUCGUCAACUUCAGCCCGUACAAAGUCCACCAGAGACUUGCAAAAUCUAUGAGAGUUGGGCCUUUCAUUUUGGCAGCAGAUGCUGCGCAUGUGUGCAACCCCUUCGGAGGUCUUGGCCUCACAGGGGGAAUCGUUGAUAUUGGCGGUCUUUUUGACUGCCUUGCUGGGAUUCAUCAGAAGAAAGCCGACGAUUCCAUCCUGGAUCUCUACUCUCGGGUCCGUCGAGAAAUCUACGCGGAUUUUGUGGAUCCAAUCUCGAGUGCGAAUUUAGUUCGCAUGAGCGACUCGCAUCCGAACACGAUCCUCGAGAGAGAUCCGUUCCUACAGUUGCUCACCGCGGCACAAGGGGACAAGUCCAAGAUGUCAGAACUCGUCAAUGGGCUUAACGUCAUAAAACACGAUUUCACGAAGUACUAUACGUGCAAUCAGAGCGAGCCUCAAGACAGCAUCACAGUGAGAUUGAGCGGCGCUGAAGAGAAUACAGACACCAAAGCAACGACAAAGACAUCGGAAUGA